This is a messenger RNA of Oncorhynchus tshawytscha (Chinook salmon), 3253 nucleotides long. It is a transcript of the gene c1qtnf5, whose product is annotated as C1q and TNF related 5. Gene Ontology annotation, molecular function: protein binding. Lineage: Eukaryota; Metazoa; Chordata; Actinopteri; Salmoniformes; Salmonidae. The transcript is spliced from 4 exons. The record is from RefSeq and is a predicted model, not a curated record. The coding region runs from base 1710 to 2597 and encodes 295 amino acids.
GUCUCGGCGUUAAGGCUAAUAAUUAAGAAUCCUCUGAUUUGAAGGCCUUACUGCUUUUUGAGGAGUUCACAAUAUGACGCGUAGGCUGUAACAGCAGUUAACAGCAUUGCUCAAGUUUUCCAGGACUUUGACUCGGUGUAUAGUGGAUACAUAUCCCUGACCAGUGACCACAACCCCUUGAUCUUCUCCCACUGUUUAUGUUUGGGAAAGAAAUUCCUCCAGUCUCAAAUCUUUAAAUCGCUCUUUGGCUGAAAGCAGCAAAGAUAACUUUGACUGUUUUCACUUCAGCACAAGGCAAAGACUGCUGCUCCUAAGGACUUUUGGACGUUGACUGAAUGCUGACACAGCUUUUGGCUAGUUUCUCCACAGGCCAGCCCUCUCUGCUCUGCACGGGUCUUUAAAUGCUGCCAUAAAGAAUACAGCAGCUGAGGCCGAAAUAUAUACCACUGACUCACGAAGGUGGCAGUGAGCUGAAAAUAACCUGGAAGACAUUGAGGAUUUCAUCUUUUAUCAAAGGUCUUUUCUGGCCUUAAAGUAAUAUUUGCUCGUAGUGAGCACACUACACGCUGGAAGUCCAUAUUCGACGAUUGUUCUAUGGUAUGGCUAAAACGGAUGUUUGAAUAUGGGCAUAUGCUGUGGCAGUGAUUUCAAAUGUUCAAUGUGAGCAUAAUGUUGUGUGAUCAAGUUGCACAGCUCUCUACCACAGGGUCCGCUCUUGCUAUCGGCAAAUUGAUUGUGAGGUUCUCUGGAGACGUGCCCUGUCGUUCCCAGUGUCUGUAUGUUCAGGCCUUGUGAGGCUUGUCCUUGUGCUGCAGUCCCAUGGUAGCCAACAGUGUUAGUCUGGAGACAUACUCUCUCACAGCUGGCUCCUCUCUUUCCCAGCACUGCUAAAGGAGGGGUCGGAGACACUCUUCCUCAAUUCAACACGCUCAGGCUUACACACGCACGCACGCACGCACGGGACGGACAAGAUGAUCCUGAACUCACGCCAAAGGAAAGCAGGGAUUAACACUGAGCUUUUGUUUUGAACUGUGUAAAUAAUGAUUGCUUCCAUUCUGGCACUGCUGCUCUCUUUAACAUUUAAUGUGAAACAGCUGUUUUAAAAACGGAGAAAACAAGUUUCCUGAAGUGCAGGUUACUGAUGCCAACAGCUACAAGCAGAUAUAGGGUAUGGUCAUAAUCUGAUUGCUCAUAUAGCCUUUUAAAAAGGUGUAAUGCCUGUCGGCCAUAGGUGUACGCUCUCAUUAAAUGUACUGGGGGCCUAUACUCCCAAUGCUUUGUGUCCGUGGUAUGAGGUGUCUUCUGUUAUUUUUUUAGAUGGUUACUCCCUCUCUCCAGUUGCAUGCUUUCUCCCGGUCAUCUGACCCCUCCUCUUAGAUGUGUCCAGUUGAGUGAGAGUCCAAGACCUGCGACCAAUGGGAAAGGAGUUGGACGUCUGUAUUCACAAUACAUGAAUCUGUCAAUAAGAAAAGCUGAUUCAAUCUCUACUAUAUGAUAUGUUACACUAUAUUACAUGUUCUUUUUCUGCUCUCAUUUCAUAUCAUCAUUCUUUGAAGGAUAUUUGCACUCAUUUCAGCACAUAGUAUUUAUCGGUUCAAGUGUUGGUGUUAUUAGAUGUCCUUGUCAUUUAUGUACCUUUGCGGUAUGGUGCUUUUCCUAUCAUCUGCAGAACAAAUCAAUGAACUCCAUAUCUAUUUCUAAACUCACGGAUGGAACACUAUGUGGAUCCCCUUGAAAAGUCAGUUCUAGAGAAAAGAGUAUCAAGUAGAAAAUGUAUUUUCUAUUCCUUUAUGUUGACAGAGAAUGUUUCUCCUCUACAUAGUAGCAUUGAAAUGAAAUCACUCCAGCUAUGGCCCCUCCUCCUCCUCCCCGUUCUACUGGUCAACUUCUCCAACCAAUUAGAAGACAACAAGAUACCGCCCAGUCUGUGUACGGGACACCCAGGUAUCCCAGGCACCCCUGGGUUGCACGGAGGUGCUGGCCAACCAGGAAGAGAUGGGAGGGACGGGCGUGAUUCUGCCCCUGGGGAGAAGGGAGAGAAGGGAGUCGGGGGAGAGCCAGGUGACACAGGCUUUAGGGGCCUCACUGGAGACCAGGGGAACCCUGGAGAUAAAGGAGACAGGGGGCAGUCCGGGGAGUGCGCCAUCGCUCCCAAAUCAGCUUUCAGCGCCAAGUUGUCUGAGGGCCGCACCAAGCCCGUGGCGGCGGAAGACGCUGUGCGCUUUGACAAGGUUAUACUCAACGAGCAGGGCGACUACGACAUGGAAACAGGACGCUUCACCUGCAAAGUGCCCGGCGUCUACUACUUUGCGGUCCACGCCACCGUCUACCGGGCCAGCCUGCAGUUUGACCUGAUGAAAAACGGUAACACGAUGGCGUCGUAUUUCCAGUUCUAUGGGAACUGGCCCAAGCCAGCGUCUUUGUCCGGGGGCUCGCUGCUGCACCUCAUCCCGGGCGACCAGGUGUGGGUGCAGAUGGCAUUGGGAGAGUACAGUGGUUUCUACUCCAGCUCUAAGACUGACAGCACCUUCACUGGCUUCUUGGUGUACUCAGACUGGAAAAACUCUGCUGUCUUCGCCAAGGGCGAAGGGGUAUAGACAUUGGGGGGGACCAAGUUUAGUAUGGGGGCUGGGGGUCCUGCCUCAGAAAAUAUUUGAACAUUUUAAACAAAUUUACUGCCAUUCUACAUGAUUCGUGGCUUCUUUAGAAGGAAACUCUGGUCUUUGCAUAAACACAUUAUGCAAUAGGCUAUGGCUCAUACCAUACUGAUGAGUUGUGAUGAUGAAUCAGGUGAACUGUCGUGCUUUCAGCUGUGCUUCGGGUUAGCCAUUUGACUGCUGCUGUGCGAUGGUGAAUCGUUUUAACAGACGACCUGACGGCGGCCCUACACCGUUUUUGAUCUACAUGUAUCAUUGUUUUUUUGCCUUUACAAUCAAGGACAGGGGUUUAAAUGAGACAUGUUGGCUCCUGCGGUUGGUAGGAAUUAGCAACAUCAGAAGGUUAUAUAUAUCCAGUUUAGUGGUGGAGAGGUAAAGAGGAUUCAAGAAGGCAUCAUACAGGUAUGUGAGCUGUUUAGGGCUUCCAACUGUGACAUCACUGACUGAUGUCAUGGUACUUACAGUAUUUUGUGGAAGAAAAAAAAAAGAGUUGUAAAGUAUUCAAACGGAAGCCCUAAAAUAGGCUUUUCACAAUCUUUUAACGUCUCUGUCUGUGCAGCCCUCAGUUAUGUCACCAAUAAAAAUGUCAACUCUCA